Molecule: messenger RNA, 2415 nt
Organism: Melanotaenia boesemani (Boeseman's rainbowfish)
Lineage: Eukaryota; Metazoa; Chordata; Actinopteri; Atheriniformes; Melanotaeniidae
Exons: 3
Coding region: 1-1986 (661 amino acids)
Molecular function (GO): nucleic acid binding; zinc ion binding
Source: RefSeq, a predicted model, not a curated record
AUGGUGACUGUGUCGGAGUUUUUUCGCUCUCCUUCGCUGGAAUUUUUGGAGGAGUGUACAAAGGAUCAGCUGCUGGAGAUUGGUCGUUAUUAUGGCGUUGAGAUUGAUAGCAAACGUCUUAAGGAGAAUUUUAAGGCCAUCCUGAUUGCCAAUUUGACGGAGAAAGGUGUUUUUUUGGCUAAGCCUCCGUCGGAUUCUUUGCCGGGUGCAGCUUCGCUGACGCCGGGUGCGGUUUCGUUACCGCCGGGUUUGACGUUUGAGCAGCAAAGGGAAUUGCUGCGCUUACAGUUUGAGAUUGAACGCGUGAAGCUGGAGUCAAUAAGGGAAAGCAGGCACAGUGACGCUGCGGUGCGCUCGUUGUCGGGUUCCUCUGCUGCCGACACUUUUGAUGUUCUUGGUAACUUGCGCCUUUUGCCUCAGUUUCAGGAGAACGAUCCGGACUCUUUUUUCCUGAUUUUCGAGCGGUUGGCCGACGCACGUAAGUGGGACAGUUCGGCGCGCGCUCUGUUGUUGCAGUGCGUUCUGGUGGGCCGCGCUCAGGAGGCGUUUUCUGUGCUGUCCGUGUCGGAUAGCCAGGAUUAUGUUAAGGUGAAGGCGGCUGUUUUGCAGGCUUAUGAGCUGGUGCCUGAGGCAUACCGACAGCGGUUUCGGUCUUGCGGAAAGGCCGCUGGGCAGAGUUAUCUCGAGUUUGCUCGGGAUUUGAAGUUGCAUUUCACGCGCUGGUGCUCAGCUGCGAAAGUGGCUGAUUUUGAGCGGCUGUGUGAGUUGAUUCUCUUGACGUACAUCUGUGAGCAAAAGGCCGAGACGGUGGCUGUGGCUGCGGCGCUGGCGGAUGACUAUGUUUUGACUCAUAAGUCCCAGUUUCUGUAUAGUGAUGGGCCUUCUCCGGGUAGUGGGCGUGGUGAGUGCCGAGCUGCGUCCGUGCGUCGUGGGGAUGUGUCGUCUGACGCGCGUGCCGGGGCGGACGUGUGCCACUACUGCCGUGAGAGGGGCCACUGGAAGGGGGAUUGUCCUGUGUUGUCAUCUAGGGGGAAAACCUCGGCACAGAAUGUUAAUCCGACCGCGUUUGCAGAUCCGGGUGGUUCUCCUGUUGCCGCUGCUGGAGUGUGCACUUCAUUUCCUUCGAAGACUCCUAUUCGGAUUCUGAGAGACACGGGUGCGUAUGAUUCGUAUGUCGUGGGUUCGGUCCUCCCGUUCUCUUCCCGUUCGGCUACUGGUGAUUAUGUUGUGGGUCGUGGCAUGGGCUUGACGACGUUGCCUACUCCGUUGCAUAGAGUGGUUUUGGACUGUGAGCUGGUGCGUGGGGAAGUGUCUGUGGGCGUGCGGGCCGCGUUGCCCGUGGAUGGAAUUCAUUUUAUUUUGGGGAAUGGCCUGGCGGGCGGCCGUGUUUGGUCUGCUGAUCCCUUCUUGCUGCGCGCUGCCGGUUCGCUUGUUGGUGACAGUGGUGUUCGUGUGACAGCCUCCCCUGUGGUUGCGCUGUGUCCGUCUGUUCAGGGGGGUGGGUUGUCUCCGCCUCCUAGGGUGUUUCCAGCGUGUGCCGAUAUGCGUGCUAUGUGCGCGGCUUCGCUGGAUGCGGUCGCUGUGAGGGAGGACGUUGCUUUGUCUGUGGCAGAUUUUCCUCUUGAGGUGUCUCACGAGGAGUUGGUCCGGGAACAGCGUGCUGAUCCGUCUUUGACAGUGGCCUUUGGUCUGGCUGUCCCAGGGGCGGCAAUAGCAAGCGUGGCGAGUGGGUACUUUGUGCAUGAUGGUUUAUUGUUUCGGAAGUGGACAUUUGGGGGCGACCGGGCGCGUGAGGUUGUGUUUCAGCUGGUGGUUCCAUCUAUAUUUCGCACUGUUGUCCUCGGAGUUGCUCAUGACGACUCUGGUCAUUUUGGUGUGCGGAAAACAUAUUUGCAUCUCCGCAGGCAUUUUUUCUGGCCGGGGGCGAAAAAAGAUGUGUCUGCUUUUCUUAAAACGUGCCGGGUCGUCCGUUCCGGUGCCGGAUGACCCCUGCUGUGUUCGGUCGGGGCGUGACAUUGCUAGAGCUGAUGCGUUGUCGAGGGCUCCUGUGGUUCGGUCUGUGGGUUCCCUGGUGUGUGGUGGUUGCCCUGUUUCUCACCUUCUCUUCCCCUUUAGGUGCCGGUGGAGGUGAUGGUGAGGGUAAAUUUGGUUGGGUGUUUGUACACGUUUGUUUUUGUUUUGGUUUUGUUUCGGUGGUUCACGGGGAUGACUCCCCAUGACCCCCGUUUUUAUGGGGGGUGGUGUUACGACCCCUUCUUCUUUUGUGGCUUUGUUAAUUAUGUUUGUGUGCAGGUGCAGCUGGAGUAUUCGGCGGGGCGUAUAUAAGACCCGCCUACAAUCGGCCUGGGCUCUUCUUUCUUUGCUCCGCUCCCAGGCCGGACCUGCGCCGUUGCACCUCGCGUUUGUGUUUGGUUU